Messenger RNA from Aspergillus puulaauensis, 1644 nucleotides. RefSeq names its product fungal specific transcription factor domain-containing protein. Gene Ontology annotation, molecular function: zinc ion binding; DNA binding. Bases 1 to 1644 code for a protein of 547 amino acids. The transcript has a single exon. Gene Ontology annotation, biological process: DNA-templated transcription. NCBI's taxonomy places the organism in Eukaryota, Fungi, Ascomycota, Eurotiomycetes, Eurotiales, Aspergillaceae. The record is from RefSeq and is a predicted model, not a curated record.
AUGUUUGAGGAAUUUUUGAGUUGGAGAGACAAGAAGAGUGAAGGAAGACUGGGGCUGAUUCUCCUUGGAGAGCCGUCCCCGUUGACGUUUGCACUAGAAGAGUUCCCCCAGGACGCCCACCCGCAGUUACACGACGCAUCUGGCCAGAUAUGCAAUAGUGCCAAUCUGGAAGUUAUCCAGAAAGAUGUUCACCCGUCGCAUUUGGAUGAAGCCGAUGUCGCGUAUCUGAAGGCCAAGGGCGUUUUCACCCCGCCAUCAGCAAGGACCCUGGAUGAUCUGGUCGCAGUCUAUCUGACGCGGUUUCAUCCUCUGUAUUCCAUCGUGAACAAGGUUGAGCUUGAAAAGGUCCAUAAGGAGCACAAGCUCCCUUGGGUUCUUCUCCAUGCUGUUUGCUUCAUCGGGGCAACGUUUUGUGAGCCCUAUAAACUGCAUUCCGCCGGAUUUCAGUCUCGAUCCGAUGCCCGUCGCCACUUCUACCAGAAAGCAAAGCUACUAUUUGAUACUAGCUACGAGACUAACAAGAUCAUCCUCCUUCAGGUAGCUAUUAUGCUGAGCUUCCGGGGCCCUCAAAUGCAAAGCUAUUGGAACCCUUGCUCCUGGAUUGGCUUCGGGGUGACGUUCGCUAUCUCGCUAGGCCUCCAUCGUUCGACAGCCUCAUCUAACGCACCCGGGGGUGAUACAGGCUUAUUGAGAAGACUUUGGUGGGCGCUGGUAGUGCGGGAUACCUACUGCGCCGUCUUACUCGGACGUCCUUUUCGCAUCGAUCUUCCUCAUUCUGACGCAGAAAUGCUCAUGCCAGAUGACUUUGUCUACGAGAGCCACGACGAAGCCUUCUAUCAGAUCCAAAUGGCACGUCUGGCUCCAAUCAUGCGGAAUAUCACCCAUUGCCGCGCGGCAGACCGGCAGCUCUCCCCACAGGUCGUCCACGCAGAAUUGGAGACGUGGCGGGCUGACCUGGAGGUCUCUCUCCAACGGUGGCCAGGUGGAUCUCCCUCCGUACUGUGGACCACUGCACUAGACAUAAUCUACAACUAUUAUCUGUUGCUUCUAUAUAUCGACAAUCCUGAUAUAUCCCGGUCGCAAACGCUCUGUCACCAACCAGGGCCCGCGCGUCCGCGUCAAGAACUGGUCGAAUCAACAGCCAGAGCCAUUGCCUCCAAAGCGAUCACUCUUGUCACCAAGGCCCGUCUAUCCUACCUUCCUCAUGAGGCCUUUCCGGGAUUCUUCGUGGCCGGCAUUGUCCAUUACCGGCAAACCCAGCAUAAUGACCCAAUGGUAGCUCAAAUGGCACGCGCAAGUCUGGACAAUUGCCGCGUGAUCCUGAACGAAGUCAAGGAAUUCUGGGAACCCGGUGAAUGGGCAAUGGAGAUCUUCGACUUUCUCAAUAUGAGACACCAGGACGAUUCACUGAGGAAUGCUCGCCCCUCGCCUCGUCAGUCGGAAGUAAAUGCGACUGCACUCCACACCGAUAUGCCCGCAGACUUCGUUCCAGCAGAAAAUCAGGAAGACAGUAGCUUGAUGAAUAAUUAUCUCUUCGGUUCCAGCUGGGAAACAGUUAUGCAAGGAGGACUCGCAGACGACUCCUUACUAAUGCCAGGCUUUCUCCCUUCGGUUGUUGAUGAAUGGUCCUACCUUCAGCCUUAA